Molecule: messenger RNA, 1155 nt
Organism: Galeopterus variegatus (Sunda flying lemur)
Lineage: Eukaryota; Metazoa; Chordata; Mammalia; Dermoptera; Cynocephalidae
Gene: ACTL10
Product: actin-like 10
Exons: 1
Coding region: 1-1155 (384 amino acids)
Source: RefSeq, a predicted model, not a curated record
AUGGUGGCUUCGAGGUCCGGGAGCCGCCGGAUGCGCGGGCCGCCCUUACUGGGCCGCGUCGCGGUGGUGGUGGACCAGGGUUCGGGCUUCACCAAGGCGGGCUUUGCGGGCGAGAAGCAGCCGCGCAUCGUGCUGAAGAGCUCCAGUCUGGUGCCCAGCUGGGACCGGCCCGUGCUGCCCGGCGCGCCGGGCUGCGAGCUGGCAGGCGGUGUGGCGCGGGCGCACCCCAUCAAGCACGGUGUGGUGGUGGACUGGGAGGCACUGGAGGGGCUGUGGGAGCGCCUGCUGGUGGGCGGCCUGAGGGUGUGCCCCGAGCAGUGGCCCGUGCUGGUGAGCGACUCGCCGUCGGCGCCGCCCGCCGACCGCGAGAGGGUGGCUGAGCUGCUGUUCGAGGCCCUGGCAGUGCCCGCGUGCCACAUGGCCAGCACCGCGAUGCUGGCGCUCUGCUCCGCCGGCGCGCUCAGCGGGUUGGCCGUGGAGGCGGGCGCGGGCGUGUGCCAUGCCACGCCUAUCUACGCGGGCCACUCGUGGCACAAGGCCACCUUCCGGCAGGAUGUGGCAGGCACCACCCUGUCGCGCUACCUGCGGGACCUGCUGGUGGCAGCGUGCCCCUACCUCGGGCAGCGGGCCCUGCCCCGCAAGGACAUCACACAGCUCAAGAAGCGGUGCUGCUAUGUGUCGCUGGACUUCGAGGGCGAUCUCUGUGACCCUGCCCGCCACCAUCCGGCCAGUUUUUGCAUGGGCAAUGGGUGCUCCGUCUGCCUCAGCAGCGAGCGCUUCCGCUGCCCCGAACCUAUCUUCCAGCCGGGUCUGCUAGGCCAGGCUGAACCAGGCCUGCCCACACUGGCCUUCCGGGCACUGCAGAAGAUGCCUACGACACUGCAGACAAGGCUGGCCAACGCCGUGGUGCUGGCAGGUGGCUCCACGCUUUUCCCUGGCUUCGUUGAGCGGCUGGACAUGGAGCUGGAGGCGCAGUGCCAGCGGCACGGCUACAUGGCCCUACGGCCCCGCCUGGUGGCCAAGCCUGGGCGCGGCUGCGCUGUGUGGACAGGCGGCUCCAUGGUGGCUUCCUUGCACUCCUUCCGAUGUCACUGGAUGACCCGGGCCAUGUACCAGGAAUGUGGCUCCAGGCUAGUGCACGACGUGUUCAACUGA